Balearica regulorum gibbericeps (East African grey crowned-crane) is the source of this 585-nucleotide messenger RNA. Lineage: Eukaryota; Metazoa; Chordata; Aves; Gruiformes; Gruidae. The record is from RefSeq and is a predicted model, not a curated record.
AUGGUGAAAGGCCUGGAGGACAAGACUUACGAGGAGCAACUGAGGUCAUUUGGUUUGUUCAGCUUGGAGAAGAGAAGGCUGAGGGGUGACCUCAUCGCCAUCUACAACUUUCUCAAGGGGGGCAGCGGAGGGGAAGGCAAUUCGGAUGACUUCAACUUAGAAGAUGCACUUGAUGAUUUCGAUUUGGAACAUGCUCUUCAUCCUGAUGACCCCAAGCCAGCUCCGCCUGCAAAUCCCAGAGACACUGAUAACCCCAAGCAAGGUCCACCUGCACGUCCUAAAGACACUGGCAACCUUGAUGAUUCAGAUCUUUUCGAUGGCAGUUUACCAAAAGGAGGAGGUGGCGAUAGUAGUGGUGGCAAUGGAAAAGAUAGUUGUCCAAAUAAUGCUGAUGAAUCUGAGGCUAAUCAGGGAGCAAUAGCUGGAAUUGUAAGUGCUGUGGUUGCUACUGUAAUCGGAGCAGUUUCUAGUUUCAUUGCUUACCAGAAGAAGAAACUCUGUUUCAAACAAAGCGAUGAAGAGAAUGUGAAUAUGGAUAGCCAUCGGGGAGCGCAAUCUGAGCCACCUGGUAAGAGAAGAAUCUAG